Acanthisitta chloris (rifleman) is the source of this 1212-nucleotide messenger RNA. RefSeq names its product gap junction protein, alpha 5, 40kDa (gene GJA5). NCBI's taxonomy places the organism in Eukaryota, Metazoa, Chordata, Aves, Passeriformes, Acanthisittidae. The coding region runs from base 103 to 1212 and encodes 369 amino acids. Gene Ontology annotation, biological process: cell communication. The transcript has 2 exons. Gene Ontology annotation, cellular component: connexin complex. The record is from RefSeq and is a predicted model, not a curated record.
AAGUCCUAAAGCAAGGAAAGGAGACUGAAGACAAGAUACUGGAAAUCAGAGGCUGUGUCCAACUCUCCCUUCAAGACUUCUCACCCCUUCUGGUGAGCAGAAAUGGGAGACUGGAGUUUCCUGGGAGAGUUCCUGGAGGAGGUCCACAAACACUCCACAGUGGUGGGGAAAGUCUGGUUGACUGUGCUUUUCAUCUUCCGUAUGCUAGUGCUGGGUACAGCAGCUGAGUCCUCCUGGGGGGAUGAGCAGUCUGACUUCAUGUGUGACACGCAGCAGCCUGGCUGUGAGAACGUCUGCUAUGACAAGGCUUUCCCAAUCUCCCAUGUCCGGUUUUGGGUCCUCCAGAUCAUCUUUGUCUCCACCCCAUCUCUGGUGUACAUGGGCCAUGCAAUGCACACAGUGCGCAUGGAGGAGAAGAGGAAGAUGAAGGAGGCAGAAAUGGAGGCCCGAGAGAUGAAAAACAGUGGUGACACAUACUACCAGCAGAAGUGCUCUGUGGCAGAGAAGGCUGAGCUGUCUUGCUGGGAUGAAACAGGGGGCAAAAUCAUACUCAGGGGCAGUCUGCUGAACACCUAUGUCUACAGCAUUUUGAUCCGAACUGCCAUGGAAGUGGCCUUCAUUGUGGGACAGUAUGUCUUGUACGGGAUCUUCCUGGAGACCCUGUAUAUCUGCCAGCGGGCACCUUGCCCCCACCCUGUCAACUGCUAUGUUUCCCGUCCCACAGAGAAGAAUGUGUUCAUUGUCUUCAUGCUGGCUGUGGCAGUGCUCUCCCUGUUCCUCAGUCUGGCCGAGUUGUAUCACUUGGGCUGGAAGAAAGCCAAAGAGAGGUGCUCUCGGUCUUACAAACCCAACCCCAGCACAGCCCCUGGCAGAUUGGAGUCUGCUCCACAAGUAGAAAGGGCCCAGAUGUACACUCCUCCACCAGACUUUAACCAGUGCUUGUCAAGUCCCAACGGGAAGUUCAUCAGCCCCUUCAGCAACAAGAUGGCCUCCCAGCAGAACACUGCCAACUUCGCCACCGAGAGGGUCCACGGCCAAGAGGAUGCUGCUGGUGAAGGGCCCUUCAUUAAGUCCAGCUAUGCAGAGAGUCCAGAGGUGGCCAGCGAAUGUGCAGCACCUGCCUUCCCUGAGAACUACUUCAAUGAGAAACGCCGGCUCAGCAAGGCCAGCCGUGCCAGCAGCAAGGCAAGGUCGGAUGAUCUGUCUGUGUGA